AUGGGAAUCGACCUCUAUGAGAUCUUGCUGCCGCUCGCGCGGACAACUUGGCUGGGUCUUCACAUGAAGAAAUGGUUUCUCAAGGCAGGCGUCUACUUGCACGAUUUUGGCGCGAUGGUUGAGAUCAUGGUCAGCUACUUCAAGAAGAUUGGCAUCUCCGAUGAAGACGUGGCCCAACUCGCCCAGCGAAAGCAGUGCUUCUUAGGUGUGACGCAGUGCUUCCCGCUGAAGCAUAGCUGCAUCAGCACGCCGGCGAACUUGCACGAUCUUGUGUCGCUGCUCCUCUCCUCCAUGAGCGUCGUCCCUUUCUUCCGGACGCCUGGGGUUUUUCAAGGUAAGUACUACGUGGACGGCGGCUUUUCAGCGAUGUACUCGGUGCCCGAGGGCCAGCGCUGGGAUGAGGUCAUCAAGGUGACUUGCUUCCCGUGGUGGACCACGUUGCUGCCUCCUGCCAUGGGUGUGGCUGAUGUUCAGCCAAGCAGGUUCAUGCCCACGGAG
This is a messenger RNA of Symbiodinium natans, 498 nucleotides long. The record is from the annotation of a GenBank genome assembly. NCBI's taxonomy places the organism in Eukaryota, Dinophyceae, Suessiales, Symbiodiniaceae.